Messenger RNA from Phoenix dactylifera (date palm), 1037 nucleotides. Lineage: Eukaryota; Viridiplantae; Streptophyta; Magnoliopsida; Arecales; Arecaceae. The record is from RefSeq and is a predicted model, not a curated record.
UUUACUUUCUCCAAUCUGGGCUCCGGCGGGUGGAUGCAAAAAGCUUCGCUUUUUAAUCCCCCCCCCCCCCCCCCCGGGAUUCACUAUUUAAAUUCGAAAUUUGAAACCGUUUUAUGACGCCUGCAAGUCAAAUAUAAAACACGAUCCAGAUCUUUUAUCCCGAAACUUCCAUAAACGCACAAGAGGGGGAAAGAGCGUCCGCGUUGUCUUCGGGGCUGGAGCCGGCGAUCUUGGAAAGGGACUGGAAGGGAAAAAGGGGGGCGAGAUGGCGGACGACAGCAGGAAGGGCGUCGCCGGAUCGGCGCCCUCCGCGGCGUACCUGCGUGCCUCCUCCGACGACCGGAAGCCGCCGGCGACGGCGGCGCUGGGGGCGGGGACGGGGGCCGCGGCCAGGAAGAUCACCUUCAAGAGCGCGGACAUGAAGGAGGAGAUGCGGCAGGAGGUCUUCGAAUGUGCUCGCAUCGCGUUCGAGAAGUAUACGGUGGAGAAGGACAUCGCGGAGUACAUCAAGAAGGAGUUCGACAAGAACCACGGCCCAACUUGGCACUGCAUUGUCGGUCGCAACUUUGGUUCGUAUGUGACGCAUGAGACCAACCACUUCAUCUAUUUCUAUGUAGAUUCGAAGGCAGUGCUGUUAUUCAAAUCUGGUUGACGAUGACAAUGAUGCUCCAGCCAGUGCCUGUAUCCUAUUUUUGGUAAAAGUACCUGUAUCCUAUUAGUUAAGAGCUUCCUAGCUUGCAAAUUCUCGCCCUGGCUUUCCUACACGUUGCCUGUAUAUCUUGGUCCAUCUGUGCAAUUAGCAAUGCGUUGGAACAUGUAAUCUGAACUGAUAAGCUUAGAAAGUAUUUACUACUGUUAGCUUAAAAUUUUAAAUGUUAAUGAUGUUUAUUGUUGCCAGGUGAGAGCGCAUGUUGAUUGUAAGCUCAGAGCUAGUUCCUUGUCAAUUAAAUCAGGAAUAUUUCUGUGCAAACAUGAGAGCUAAAAGAUUUUGUAAUGCGUGACUUGUAAUACAAUCUUGAUGCCAGUUUUGACCUGCU